This is a messenger RNA of Gigantopelta aegis, 1768 nucleotides long. Its product is annotated as complement decay-accelerating factor transmembrane isoform-like. The record is from RefSeq and is a predicted model, not a curated record. The transcript is spliced from 8 exons. NCBI's taxonomy places the organism in Eukaryota, Metazoa, Mollusca, Gastropoda, Neomphalida, Peltospiridae. Bases 21 to 1649 code for a protein of 542 amino acids.
UUGAAAACCGCUCUUACAAGAUGUUUUUUAAAAUGUGUUCCUUUAAUAUCGGAAGAAACUAUGGCAUUUAUUUAUUACUUCGACUGCUUGUCUUGGCAUCAGUUCUAGAGUUGAUGGAAUCGUUGAACUGUGUGGAGAUUUCUAACUUUAUAAGACAGGCCUCCUUUACCAACUUACGUCUGACGGAGGGCGUGAUAGGUACUCAUAUUGAUGUAGAGAAUGGUGGCGACUGCGCUGUGAAAUGUGAAAAUAACCCUAACUGUAAAUCGUUCUUCUUCAACACGAACUCUCGCACCUGCCAGACUAACUCUAAGAUUUACCUGACAACAGCUGGAGCAGUACUUGACGCAGGUUCGAGGUACUUCAGGAUAGAAACGGAAUGCCCUGCACCUCCCUCAGUACCCAACUCUCAACCUCGGUUUGACGUGAACUCUCCACCAAACGCCACAGGGACGGUACUGAAGUAUGCCUGCAAUGUUGGGUACUCACGAAAGGGGCGUGUCAGGUGUCAAGUAGACGGCACGUGGACUCAGAUGUCCUGCACUGAAGAUUGCCCCAGUCCUCCCGUAAUACCAAAUAGUUAUAAAAAAUUUGACACAUCAACCGUCUCCACAUCUCAGGGAAAGUCCUUGAAGUACAAAUGUCGGCCCAGAUUCGUAGGUGAAAAUGGUGUCACAACUAUCACCUGCCAACGAAACGCCACCUGGACAAACAUAGUUUGUAAACGACCAGACUGCCCCAGUCCUCCUGUCUUUGCAAAUAGUAAUCAACAAUUUAUCCCAACAAGAGUUUCCACAGCGUAUGGAACGUCCUUGCAAUAUGUAUGCAAAUCAGGGUUUGUCGCCGAAAAUGGAGUCACCAGCAUCACGUGUGAUGUAGACGCCACAUGGACAAGCAUAGUUUGUAAACGACCUGACUGUCCUAGACCUCCUGUCUUUGCAAAUAGUGAUCAAGUAUUUGACCCGUCAACAGCUUCAACAGUGUACGGAACGUCCUUGCAGUACCAAUGCCAAUCAGAGUUUGUAGCUGAAAAUGGUGUCACAGCCAUCACAUGUGAUGUAGACGCCACAUGGACAAGCAUAGUUUGUAAACGACCAGACUGCCCCAGUCCUCCUCUCAUAGCAAACAGCAAUGAACAAUUUGUCCGAUCAACAGUUUCAACAGCAUACGGAUCUACCUUGCAGUAUCAAUGUAAAUCAGGAUUUGUCGCUGAAAAUGGUGUCACAACCAUCACCUGUGGUGUAGGUGGCACGUGGACAAGCUUAAUUUGUAAAGCACCAGACUGCCCCAGUCCUCCUGUCUUUGCAAAUAGUAAUCAACAAUUUAACCCAUCAGCAGUUUCCACAGCCUUCGGAGAAAUCUUGCAGUAUCAAUGUAAUUCGGGAUUUGUAGCUGAAAAUGAUAUCACAACCAUCACCUGUGGUUUAGGUGGGACGUGGUCAAGCUUAGUUUGUAAACGACCAGACUGCCCCAGUCCUCCUCGCAUAGCAAACAGCAAUGAACUAUUUGUCCGAUCAACAGUUUCAACAGCAUACGAAUCAACCUUGCAGUAUCAGUGUAAAUCAGGAUUUGUCGCUGAAAAUGGUGUCACAACCAUCACCUGUGGUGUAGGUGGCACGUGGACAAGCUUAGUUUGUAAACGCAAGUGACCAGUAACUAUAUUGGGUUCGUCACUUGCUUUUGUUUAUUCCUCUUUUUCAAUAUUAUUUAUUUAUUUUAUAUAAGGCCAUCUUUCAGGUAGCACUAAACCAAUUUCCAGCUGGGUCAA